Molecule: messenger RNA, 2396 nt
Organism: Thamnophis sirtalis
Lineage: Eukaryota; Metazoa; Chordata; Lepidosauria; Squamata; Natricidae
Gene: YIPF6
Product: Yip1 domain family member 6
Biological process (GO): endoplasmic reticulum to Golgi vesicle-mediated transport
Cellular component (GO): membrane; trans-Golgi network
Source: RefSeq, a predicted model, not a curated record
ACAGCCGCGGAUCGAGAUGGCGGCGGCGGCGGCGAGGGACGGAGAGGCGGUGGCGGGCGACGGAGCCACGAAGCCGCUGUUUGCAGGUCUUGCAGAUGUGUCAAUAUCAGAAGAUAUCCCUGUAGAAGGGGAAAUUACUGUUCCUAUGGGCUCUAGUACUCCGGAUGAAGACUAUUCCACAUUAGAUGAACCAGUAAAAGAGACUGUCAUGCGGGAUUUGAAAGCAGUUGGAAAAAAAUUUGUCCAUGUCAUGUAUCCCAAAAAAAGCAGCGCCCUCCUCAAAGACUGGGAUUUAUGGGGUCCAUUAAUCCUGUGUGUUUUACUUGCACUAAUGCUUCAAGGAGGAGCGGCAGAUAGCACAGAGGACAGAGGGCCUCAGUUUGCAGAAGUCUUUGUUAUCAUCUGGUUUGGAGCAGUUGUCAUAACACUAAAUUCCAAGCUCCUGGGAGGAACCAUAUCUUUCUUCCAGAGCCUUUGUGUCCUGGGCUAUUGCAUCCUGCCACUCACCGUGGCUCUUUUGGUCUGCAGGCUUAUACUGCUAGCGAACAGUGGGACCGCCGGUUUCAUUGUGCGUCUUUUAGUCGUAAUAACAAUGUUUGGCUGGUCAACUCUAGCCUCUACGGCCUUCCUGGCAGACAGCCAACCCCCAAACCGCAAAGCUCUGGUCGUCUAUCCCAUUUUCCUUUUCUACUUCGUGAUCAGUUGGAUGAUCCUCACCUUCACACCGUAGCAGAGGCGCUCUCGGCAAAGACGAAUGAAGGUGUUUUGGUUGCUUUCCAAUGAAAAACAUCUCUCUGGGGGUGACCUGCCCGCCUCUUGCUCUGUUUCUGCCAAUAUUUAUAAUGAAUGUUCUGAAAAGGGCGGCAGGUUCCUCGCCUGAAGCCACAGAAGGCCUCCAGCUCCCUCCUUCCGGUUUCUUUGACGAGCACUACUGAUGCCUCCCCCUGUUGAGUUCUGUUUUCUACUGAUUCUGCGUGAGCCUCCAGUAAGAGAAAGGCUAGAUGCAAUCGUAUCUUGGGCCAUCAAGAUAGUUGACAAAAGAAAAUAUUGACCAUGUACAGUUACCGGAUUUAUCAGAAGGCCACCGGUCUUUAGGAGAACACCGUCUUACAGUUUCAAAACAUUUGAUUUCUUGGGAUGGGAAAUGUUAUCCAAUUUCACUUACUGCUCAAAAAUGAAAAGGAAAGGGUGCAAGAAAGAGGUGUCUCUUUUUUCAGUUUUUUUCAUCCGUUUUUAAUCGUUCAAAUUGGUGCACUUUCUUGGCUCCCUGCGCACGGUCUUGUGGAAGAAGACAAGAAUAAAGCCAUUUGGCCCAGAUCAGCCACAAGAGAUCUUGAAUCUCUCUUUAAUGCAGGAGGGGGGGGAAAUGAUUUGCACCAGAAUAAUCAGCAGCUAAGUGUAGAGAUGCUGAGUGAUUCUGGUAUGGGAGGUCUUGAUUCUGGAAACAUGAAGUUCAACUUCUGACCUCCCGCGUGGAGUCUGGUCAUCAGAAAGGAUUUCAGCAGCGUGUGUCUUGCGGGGAUGGUCGGUCUGACUUGGGAAAAGGGCUACGAGCUUUCUCUGUGAGUUCUGGCUUUUUAAUUACAAAAUGAGGAAACUUAUUUAUGUAGCAAGGUGUGGCACAAACUACUUCCUAGUUUCUGCACAUUCACAUCCAUUGUGAAGUCUCUGGGAGAAGCUGCUCUUGAAACGGAAUUCUUUGUUCUUGUCUAGCAAGAUGUAGGCGGUAGCUGACAGCUUAGUGAUACGCAGUUUAAUUCACACGAUGUGAUACCUUAUUUUGUAUUAUUAUAUUACCUGUUAAAUUAAUUUUUUUUUGUUGCACACUUGUCGGGGGUUUUGAAGAGUAAAAACUGUUCUAUAUAAUAUAUAAAUUGCUUCUUUGUGUUUCUUACUGAAAAUAUCUGCAGUUUUUUUUCUUUACUAUGGGUUUUACAGGCCCCUUUUUAUUUUUUCCUAAAAUUCCAGCUGUUGGUCUUUUGUUUCUCUCAAGUAAAUAAAGUCUGGGAUAAAUGAUUUUGUUUUCCUAGCUUUGUUUGCCAUCAAAUGUAGAAAAGAGCAAGUUGAUAUGGAAUAUUAUUUCGGUUCCAAUGUGAAGGUAUCUGUGGGGAGACCUCUUUAAGGUAUAUUUCUGCUUCUAACAACCUGAACUUAAGUAAUCUCUAUGUAAGGAAAGUUCUUUUUAAAAUACUUGCUGGAUCCUUUAAAAUUAAUCUUUAUGGUGAAACUUUAUUUCAUAUAUCAUUCUAAUUGGGCACGAAUGUGAAUUUUAUCCUUCUCUUAAUCAAUAUAUGUUAUUCCAGGUUUGGCCUGAAAAUAAAACUUUACAUGGUAAUUUAGAGGUGAGAUGGGCAACAUGUACAUUUAACAAAUAAACAGUUUUCUUUUGAAUCAGA